This is a messenger RNA of Lolium perenne, 1786 nucleotides long. RefSeq lists its product as uncharacterized. NCBI's taxonomy places the organism in Eukaryota, Viridiplantae, Streptophyta, Magnoliopsida, Poales, Poaceae. The record is from RefSeq and is a predicted model, not a curated record.
AGCAGCAAAACCACCAGCUCCGGCGCCGCCCACCAACUCCGGCGCUCGCCGCCAUGUCGCUCCGCCGCCUCCUAGCCUUCUCCAGCGCCUCCUCCGGCCACCUCCGCCGCUCCCUCUCCACGGCCGCCUCGGAUUCUCCAGCUGGGGGCCUGUCUUGGUACAUGCUCGAGAAGGUCACCAUGGCCAUGGGGUCGGCGGCGACCCCGUCCGUGCGCUUCGCCGACCCUCCGCGCGUCUCCGAGCUGUACAUGCCCGAGAACCUCUUCGAUCCCGGCGCCAUCCCCGUGCCGGGCCGCCAGAGCGACACCGUGCGGAUGCUGUCCGGCCAGGCCGGCUCCGCCAGCCAGGACGGCCUCCUCCUCCUCAACUACAAGGACAUCCGCAUCACGGCUCCCAUCGUCGCCACGGAGCACCGCGGCAACCUGUCGAGGGGCAUCCGGAAACCUACCGGCGGCCGCCCUGACCCCGCCGAGGUCCCCGACAUGGCGCACUUCGUCUUCAACCCUUUCACCCGCGAGUUAUCGCCCCGUCUCCCGGAGAUCCAAGGCCCGGUCAAGAUCAGCGACGGCUUCGAAGUGGGCCUCCUCACCCAAGCCGAUGCCGGGCGCGGGCCGCCGGACAGGUACGCCGUGGCCAAGCUAGAGGGCGACGUGAUGCUCCGGUUUCUCUCGGAAACAGGGGAGUGGGAAACCGUGCAGGGCUCUCCGUGCCAGCUCCCGGCUGCGGGGCGGCGGUUCUCGCCGUGCCAGGAGGUGGUGGCCUUCGGCGGCCGGCUGUGGUGGGUGGACGUGACCUGGGGCGCCGUCUGCGCCGACCCGCUCAGCGACCGCCCGGAGCCGCACUUCGUCGAGCUGCCCAGCGGCAGCGUGCUGCCUGCAGACGCAUGCGAGCAAGCCAUCCGCAGCUCAAUCUUUCUGACUGAAGCUAACGGCAUGAGCAAGAUGUACAUGCGGCUGCCCAACAUGUGCCGCCGCGUGGGGGUCAGCGGGGGCUGCCUGCGCUACGUUGAGGUGUCUCAGACGGCGCCGUUCGUCCUCAGCUCCUUCGCGCUCGACGCCAGCCACAGCGGCUGGACGCUGGAGCACCGGGUGGCGCUCAGCCGUCUCUGGGCGGACGGAGCACACCCGUGGCUUCCCUUGGAAGGGGCCAACAGGCCGCAGAUUGGCGCCCUUCACCCGUAUGAAGCUAACGUGGUGCACCUCAUUGUCGGCAAGCACAUCCUAGCCGUGGACAUGCACAAGGGGGAGGUCACUGAGCAUGUUCCCUAUAGAGGACACCAUCAAGUCAGCAUUUUACCAUGUCCUGUUCCAUCCUGGCUUCCAACAGCACGUAUCCCUUCCAUAGGCAAGAAGGACGUCUCCAAAAAGACUACAUUGGCAGAUGUUCUAGUCCGUUCAGACUGAUGCCCAAAGAACUGAGGUAACUACUCAUUUAAGAAGCUGAUGAUGGUAAUCUGCUGAAGUCUCUUUUUGCUAAAAAAAAUCUUGAGGAGUUUAGCUGUUUCAAGAAUUUGGUAACAUUUUGGGGAUACACUUGAGAAGCUUGGUUGUUGUAGCUUGCUGAUGAACUAUCUCGCUUUGGGGAAGAUGUUGUGAGUUGUUCGGUUUCGAGUUCAAAGCUGAGACAUUCCAGUAGAUUUGCUCAACUAGUUAAGUAUGUACUGACCAUCGCUGAAUUUUAUGUUCGUUUCCAAAAACAUUGUGCUCAGCUUUUUCAUAGGAAAAGUUCAAUGGAACCGCAUGUUUGAUUCUAUUAUGUUAAAUAUCAUGCACCAUCAUCUACGAUA